AUGGAAGUUAUUUAAACAGGUAAAUCUAUUGAAAAGUCGUCUAUCUCAAUUUCCUCUCAAGAAUCACAAGGAUCAACAGUAGAAGAUGUUGACAUACAAAAGUAUUUAAAAAAUCCAAAUGAUUUAUAAUUCAGUUAUGAAUCUGUUCAUAAAGAGAUUUAUAAAGGAGCCUUUUCAAAAAAAUAAUUAGAGGAGAAACUUGAUUAAUUUAAAGUUGCAUUAGGUGAAAAAUCAUAUAAUCAUUAAACCUAAAAAAUGAGUGGAAGGGCAGCACUUUUGUUAAUAAUGAAAAGAACUGGAGACGAAGAUAGAAAUAUCUUAUAGGUUAAAUAAUUACUUGAUUUCAUUGUAAGCAAACCUAAAUAGUAGAAUAUUGAUGAAUUAAAAUCAUAAUUAAUAGAGGAUAUUGAAAAUAGAUUUGCUAAAUUUAAAAUAUGA
Messenger RNA from Tetrahymena thermophila SB210, 438 nucleotides. RefSeq lists its product as hypothetical. The transcript has a single exon. The record is from RefSeq and is a predicted model, not a curated record. NCBI's taxonomy places the organism in Eukaryota, Ciliophora, Oligohymenophorea, Hymenostomatida, Tetrahymenidae.